Messenger RNA from Closterium sp. Naga37s-1, 624 nucleotides. The record is from the annotation of a GenBank genome assembly. NCBI's taxonomy places the organism in Eukaryota, Viridiplantae, Streptophyta, Zygnematophyceae, Desmidiales, Closteriaceae.
AUGCUCGCUCUGCUCAACAAUCUCAACUUGGAGUUCCAAAGGCGCGAGGUGGACAUGACGUCCGUGACCUGUGUUGUCCGAAGAACGAUGGUCUUCAUCCGCGCACGGUACAUCGAGAGCAGCAGCAGCGGCGACUACGGCGGCAACAAGAGUCAACUGCAGCUUCCCGGCUUCCUCUCCAAGCUCAAAUCCGACCGUAGCGUCACCGUGGAUGGUGUUGACAACGAAGGCAGACCCAAGAAACACCACUUCAUGCUGCAUGAAGAGACCUUGGGUCGCCAUAGCAAGAGCGGUGGUGAUCUCGACUCCUGCCUCGCCGUCUGCCGCGCUCAUACCAAGGCCACCAACGGCUCCUUGCAACACAGCAUGAAGAAUCUUGUUAACCUCAACGGCUGCAAGCUUAGCAAGAAGAGGCGGCCAUCCAGGAAGGAGCAACGGAGAACUGUGAGCGGCAAGGUCAAGGCGAAGGAGGAGGAGGAGGAGGAGGAGGAGGAGGAGGAGGAGGAGGAGGAGGAGGAGGAGGAGGAGGAGGAGGAGGACGACGACGACGACGACGACGACGUUGAUGGGGAUAAAAGCAGCGACGGGAGUGGAUUCAGCACUGAUGAUGAUGAUGAUCAGUAG